UGCUCCGCUCGUUCCUUGGCUGGCUGGUUGGUUCGUUCGUCGCCUUCGACCCCAAGAACAAGAAGAGCGAGCGAUUCGUUGGUGCCACCCCCGCGUCAGGCGCCCCGAGCAUGCUGUCCUCGCGCUGCCACGCCGCCGCGCCGGCGACCCGCGGCGUCGCAACAUGUGAACAUGGGGCGCGUUCCUCGUUUUCUCUCCGGCGGAGAUAAAUAAAUAAGAUCAAGUGUAAAAAAAAGAAUCUUGGAGCGAUUGCGGCGGCCAGGUAGGAACCCAGCGGCGGCGGGCUCGCCCGCGUUCUCGGCGAUGAAGUACGUCUCCGGGCCGUACUUCGAGCCGGACUUCGAUCCGCUCCUCGACCGCUUCGGCACCCCCGGGGUCGUCGUCGACAAUGAGACACGCGAGGACUGCACGCUCGUGAAGGUUGACAGCGUGAACCGGGACGGCGUGCUGCUGGAGAUGGUGCAGCUGCUCACCGAUCUCGACCUCGUCAUCUCCAAGUCAUACAUCUCCUCCGACGGCGGCUGGCUCAUGGAUGUGUUCCACGUCACGGACCAGAUCGGGCGCAAGCUGACGGACCCGUCGCUCCCCGAGUUCAUCCAGCGGGCGCUCGUGCCGUUCCACCGCCCCCGCAACGGCCCGUCGCCCAAGUUCACCACGUGCCUCGGCAACGUGGUCGGCCCCGGCGGGCCCGACGUCUCGGACUGCGCCGCCCUCGAGUUCACGGUGCACGACCGCCCGGGGCUCCUGUCGUCCAUCACCUCGGUGCUGGUCGACAACGGGUGCCACGUCGCGUCGGGCCAGGCGUGGACGCACAACGGCCGCGCCGCCGGCGUGCUCUACGUGACGGCGACGGCGGACGCCGCCGGCGCGACGGCGCUGCUGCACCCGAGCCGGUGGGCGCGCAUCGAGCGCCUCGUGAACGCCGUGGUGGACGCGCGCGAGAACGUGACAGGGGAGCGGCACUGGGUGUGCAUGUCGGAGCCCGUGCACGGGCGCGUCCACACGGAGCGACGGCUGCACCAGCUGAUGCACGACGACCGGGACUACGAGUCCGGGCCGGCCCCGACGCCCGUCGACGAGGAGCUCUUCAGCAUGGGCGAGAAGGCGGCCACCGCCCGGACGGCCCGCCGCACCGAGACCCGGGUGUCCAUCGACAGCUGGGAGGAGCGGGGCUACGCCGUCGUCAAGAUGACGAGCAGGGACCGCCCCAGGCUGCUCUUCGACACGGUGUGCGCGCUCACCGACAUGCACUACGUCGUCUUCCACGCCACCGUCGGAUCCCAGGGCCCCCUCGCCAUUCAGGAAUACUACAUCCGGCACAAGGACGGGCGCACGGUCGACAGCGACGCCGAGCGGCAGAAGGUCUCCCGGUGCCUCGUCGCCGCGGUGGAGCGGAGGGCCACUCAUGGCAUGAGGGUGGAGGUGCGCGCCGCCGACAGGUCCGGGUUGCUGUCGGACUUCACCAGGGUGCUGCGGGAGCACGGCCUCUCGCUGCUCAGAGUCGAGCUCAAGAGGCACAAGGACGAGGCCGUCGGCAUCUUUUACCUCGUCACGGACACCGGCAGCGAGGUGCGCACCGAGGCGGUGCGCGCCGUGCAGACGAGGGUAGCCGAGAUGGACAUCUCGCUCGACAUAGUCAAGGAGGUCCCUGGCUGGCCGCCGGUGAGGAAGACCAGCGUGCCGGCGCCGCCUGUCGCCGGGCAGCAGGCCCAGGAGAGGCCGAGAUCUUCCCUAGGGAGCCUUCUAUGGUCACACCUCGGGAAGCUAUCGAAUAACUUCGGCUACAUCAGAUCUUAAAUUUAAAAACUAGUUAGCGUUCGCAGAACAAUCCACCUGUUGUUCUGCGUAGCGGCUUCCGUUGGUACCUCAUUUCCAGUAAUUCCCUGGACCCGAGGUAGCAACUGUUAAAAUGUCGGGAAGCAGUAAAAUUUUUGUAUAUAAAGCAUAGCAUGUUGCAUUGCACAUAAAUUCUCGUGAAAUCGGAGAUCAUUCGGCUCUUUUA
Setaria italica (foxtail millet) is the source of this 2002-nucleotide messenger RNA. RefSeq names its product ACT domain-containing protein ACR3. The coding region runs from base 304 to 1797 and encodes 497 amino acids. NCBI's taxonomy places the organism in Eukaryota, Viridiplantae, Streptophyta, Magnoliopsida, Poales, Poaceae. The transcript has 7 exons. The record is from RefSeq and is a predicted model, not a curated record.